ACACUGGGGUUGGUUUAUAUUGGUGUGUCUGUCUGUUUUCUGGUAUAACAACUGUAUUAGGGAGUGGUGCCCCAUAUAAUCGUGUACGGUUUAGGUGUGACUUACACGUGAACCGUUACAUAGUGGUGGCCCGUACGGGGAGCCGCUCCAUUUAUUUAGCAUUUUUUUGUAAUAUUUUGUUUAUUAUUACUAUUAUUGCUAUUAUUUUUUGUAUUGUUAUUUUUUUACUAUGGAUUCAGAACAGACCACACCACUCACUGUUAUAGAUGCUGACGUGGUUAGUGGUAACAACACUCCUGUUAAUGAACAAAACACUGCUAAUGCCAGUCCUGAUGCAGAUUUUACUGCAGGCCCAUUUGUAACUAGACGUAAUCCAACAGCUGAAAUAACAUCUAUGCUUAGCUCUUUGUAUAUUUCUGAUGGUGAUGAGUCUGAGGAUAAUAAUGAGGAAAGCUGUGUGAUGAAUGUUGAGUGGAUACAAACAAUGCAAACUGAUAUUGCGCAGCUUAAGGUGGAUUUAUUGGCCCUUAGCUCACAGGUACACUCAUUGAAUCACGAUUUCAAGCAGUCUGUUGAGAGUACCCUAAAUCGGGAAACCAGUUUCAGGGAGGCAGUGGACGCUGGCUUAGCAGAGUUGCAGGAGGGUUUCCAGAUGUCCCUGGAGAAGCUGGAAAGAGCGGUGACAGACUGUUUUCUAAGGAGGGAUGCAAAAUGGGAAAGUCAGAUGAAGAAAUUGCGACUGACAAGCACUCCCACCCUCGCCAGACUACAGGCCUACACUCCAGCUAGUUCUCCCGUUACACCCAUCCACCUUCCCAAGACACCGGUUCCAGCUACCAGAGCUAAAGUGCCUCCACCCAAGCCUACCAAUACCACCUAUAGCAUUGCGACUCCUACUGCCAGGCAACCCUCUAGUGAGCUUACCCCUCCGGCAGCAGCCAAUAUAUCGUCCUUUUGUGCUCGUCCUCCCAUCCGCCUGGAGUUUCCCACAUUUGGUGAUGCCUGUGAAACGGCAGAUGUACUAAACUUCAUCGAGCAAUGUGAAAACUACUUGGACAUCAGACCACUCCCCAGUGUGGAACUAAUUGGUACUCUGAGCACUGUAUUGAGAGGAUCGGCUUUGAGCUGGUGGAAGGCUGAAAAAACAAAGGUCACGGACUGGCAGUCUUUCAAAGAGGCUUUUAUGGCGGCGUUCCUACCAGAUGACUACCUCACGGAGGUGGAAGACAAACUCCGAUCACUGGUACAGCAACCUCGACAACGCCUGAGAGACUUCGCCUAUGACUACAGAGCCCUCUGCCUCAAGUGGAAGCCCGACAUCACAGAGGACGAAUUAGUGAGUCGUAUCCUCAACAACAUCAACCCGAGAGUUGCAGGCUGCCUGAGGGGAACGAUAACCACCGUGGAACAACUGGUGAAGGUUGGGUCCAUGGUGGAGAAGGAUUGCCUUGGGGCAAAAGACUACUGGCAGAAGGUGGGGCUGAACGGGAAGGAAAGGAGCAGCAAGAGGCCGACUGAUCGCUCUUCCCCCAAAAACCUGGCAGGGGUCUCCAUCGCUCAACCCCAGGUGCUGUCAUCACUUCUGCUGGUACCAGUAACGGUGAAAGGGAAAGAGGUGAGCGCUGUACUGGACACAGGGAGCACUUAUACUCUAAUGCUAGAGAACUUCUGGCUACAACUAACCGGAGAGACCCCCACAAGCACCUCACGGUCCACACAGAGAUUCAUCAUGGCGGAUGGAAAGAUACACCAAGCGGUGGAGAAAAGGACGGUCAGCUAUAAAUGGCAUGAAAAGGAGUGUGGAGUGGACACUUACAUAAUGAAGGAUGCCCACCUGGCCUUCCCACUUAUAGCGGGGUUGGACUUUCUAACGGCUACCGGAGCCAUCCUAGAGGUGGGACGAUGCCGGUAUGCUCUCGACACAGAAAAGGGUUACAUAUAUCACCCCUUCCUUCCAUCCCAUGGCCUUCCCGGGCUGAACACCAUGACCGCCCCUACGCCGUCUGAUCCAACAGCUGUACUGAGUCUGUACUACGCCUUACCUCCCACGUUGCUCCACCCAGCAUUAGCUCCCCUGCAUCCUGUUAUUAACCCUACCUGGGACACUGGAAAUCAGGAGGAGCUGCAAAGGUUGAUGUCCAACUGGCCUCACACCACCUCCGGUAACCUGGGAAAAACCGCAGUGGUUCGACACAACAUUCACAUGACCGACAACAUCCCCAUUAAGUCCAGAGCAUACAGAGUCUCUCCUUUCAAGAAACAGAUCAUUGAAGACCAAGUCGACCAGAUGCUCAAAGACCACAUUAUUGAGCCUUCUUUCUCUCCAUGGUCAUCCCCAGUAGUCCUCGUGCCUAAACCUGAUGGUUCCCACAGGUUCUGUGUGGACUAUCGCCGGCUAAACAGCAAGACCAUUCCUGAUGCCUAUCCAAUGCCGCUCAUCCACGACAUCUUGGAAUCCAUGGAAGGCGCCUCCUGGUUCAGCACUUUGGAUUUGCAAUCGGGUUACUGGCAAGUGGAAAUGGAGAAGGAGAGCAAAGAAAAAACUGCUUUUAUCACCACCAAGGGGCUGUACCAAUUCCGCUCCAUGCCAUUUGGGCUUAAGAACGCGGCUGCCACAUUCCAGAGGCUCAUGGAGAAGGUCCUGGCUGAUCUAAGGGGGAAGAUCUGCUUCGUAUACAUUGAUGACAUCAUAGUAUACUCGCCAUCCUUGAAACACCAUUCUCAACAUCUAAAUGCCAUAUUACAAAGACUGAGUCAAGCUAACCUUACAUUGAAUAUGAAGAAAUGUCAUUUCUUCAAACGACAGCUGAAAUUUCUGGGCCAUAUCGUCUCUGAGAGGGGAGUGGAGGUCGACCCAGAAAAACGCUGGCCGUUGCACACUAUCCCUCCCCUGCUGACCUCAAGGCACUGCAACGUUUUCUGGGUUUGGCUGGCUGGUACCAUAAAUUCAUCCCUCACUUUGCAGAUAUCACUGCUCCAUUGAAUCGACUAAAAAAGAAAGGAGUGAAGUGGGAAUGGACCCCUGAAUGCCAGAAAGCUAUGGAUGACUUGAAACAGGCCUUACAAAACCCACCCGUUCUGGUGCAGCCUGACCUCAACCUACCAUUCCAAGUCCAUACAGAUGCCAGCGACGUUGGCCUGGGAGCGAUACUUAGCCAGAGUUCCGCGGAAGGAGAGAAGGUGGUGGCCUAUGCCUCGAGGACCCUAAGAGGAGCAGAGUUGAAUUACUCCACCUCAGAAAAAGAGUGUUUAGCCGUGGUCUGGGCUGUGGAAAAAUGGAGACAUUACCUGGAAGGAAGGCAGUGUGACAUUUUUACAGAUCAUGCAGCUCUGGCUUGGGCCUUCAACUGCCCCAAGACCUCCUCACGUCUGACCCGCUGGACGCUCCGCCUACAACAGUUCUGCUUCCAGGUACACCACAGGAAAGGCUGUCUUAACCUAGGGCCUGAUGCAUUGUCCAGAGCUUACCUACCUGGAAAGGCUAAAGAGGUACCCUGUCUAGUCAUGUCACCUCUCAGAUAUACCUCCGACAUCCCUCACACCCUAGACGAAAUAGCUACUGCACAAGGCAGCGACAGUAACAUCCCCCAUCUACAAGCAGAUAGCAAAGACAGAAAGGUCCAGGGUAAGCAAAUCUCCU
Molecule: messenger RNA, 3640 nt
Organism: Tachysurus fulvidraco (yellow catfish)
Lineage: Eukaryota; Metazoa; Chordata; Actinopteri; Siluriformes; Bagridae
Exons: 1
Coding region: 230-2983 (917 amino acids)
Biological process (GO): proteolysis
Molecular function (GO): aspartic-type endopeptidase activity
Source: RefSeq, a predicted model, not a curated record